Molecule: messenger RNA, 2031 nt
Organism: Gigantopelta aegis
Lineage: Eukaryota; Metazoa; Mollusca; Gastropoda; Neomphalida; Peltospiridae
Product: cell division control protein 42 homolog
Exons: 3
Coding region: 230-823 (197 amino acids)
Biological process (GO): small GTPase-mediated signal transduction
Molecular function (GO): GTP binding; GTPase activity
Source: RefSeq, a predicted model, not a curated record
UCCGCUCCUAAUAGAAAACAGAAAUUGUCACUAGCUGAACCAAGAUGUUGAAAUGUCAGUCUUAAGUCGCGUCAGACAGUAAAGGAAUUCCCCCUGUUGAGAUGUUCUCGUGAUGACGUCACAUGGAUAACCCUAUAAAUACACCACGGUAUAUCGACACACGAAUCUGCUUAUUUGAAGCACGUCGUUAGUUGUCUAAAAGUUAUGUUAGAAUUACGGUGGAUUAAAAAUGGUGACGGAGAAACGAAGGAACAUUAAAUGUGUGGUUGUUGGGGAUGAUUCAGUGGGGAAAACUAGUAUGUUGAUGGGGUACGCCACGUGCAGGUACCCCACCCAACACGUCCCUUCGGUGUUCGAUAACCAUGCAGGUACACUUAUCGUGCGUGGGCGGAAAUUACACCUGGAACUGAUUGAUACCGAUGAACAGGAUAAAUAUGAAGAAAAGAGACAGUUUGUGUACACAGGGACCGACGUGUUCGUCGUUUGUUUUUCAGUGGUACAACCAGAUUCUCUCAAACAUGUGGAAGACGUAUGGCUGCCGGAAAUACGUCACAUGGCGCCAAAGACUCCGUUCAUUUUGGUCGGAACUCAAGCCGAUCUUCGUGAAGCGGAUGUGGUUUUGAACAUGCUUCAAUCAAACGGACAAAUACCCGUUAGUCCCUCGGCAGGUUCCGAGUUUGCCCGGAAGGUUGGAGCGGCUUGUUACAUUGAAUGUUCGCCAGGGGUGGAGAAGAAGUUACGGAGAACUGUCAACAAUGCGUUGGCCUCGGUGAUUAAACUUCGAGAAGGCGGGGUGUAUACCUCACCAUGCACCAUUCUGUGAUACUGGAGAUCUUUCUGUGGGUGAAACAUUACAGCACAGGCUCCUGCAACCCCAUGUUGAGCCAACAAACGUUUCGCUAAAUAUUUGACUGGUUCCCAACGUGGCCAUUUGGUUUACCGUGAAGCGCAUAAACCAGUCUAGCGGACGUUUUCCCGCUCGGUCUGGCUGAACGCAGCCCUGGUUUAUGCGGCGGUAAAGUUCGCGAAACGAUUGACUGGUUCCCCAUUGUGAUCAUUCAGUUUGACAUGAAGCACACAAAAAAAAAACCAUUCUAGCGAGCGAUGUUUUUUUCCCCAGCUCUGUCUUACUGAGCUUUGCAAUAUAUUUAAUAACUAGUCCAUACUGUAUAUAUUGACCUUCUGUCCCUGAUCUGAAGCCUGGCGCCAUCAGAGUUUUGACAUAGGAGAGGUUUGCAUGGACCAUACAGCGUAUCAUUUUGCUACAUGGAGUAAAAUCGCGUUUUUUACCACGAAUAUAGUAAAUUAAUUAAAGACCAGUCUGGAUAGCGUUUAUCCAGCUCUGUUUUGCUGAACUUUACAAUAUAUUUAAUCACCAGACCGUGACGUCCCGUCCCUGGGCUGAAGCCCGGCGACAUCGAACUUUUGGCAUAGGAGAGGCUUUCUUGGACCAUACUGGAUAUGGACAUUUUCCAUACUGUAGUAUCCCUUCCCUAUAGAAAUUGGUGUGUGUUACUAACUAUAGUAAAUUAGUUUUGAUCUUCAGCAUUGCCGUCGUAACGGAAGACCACGUCAAUCACCACUCGCUGCAAUAUGUUUUGUUAUUUAUUGAUUAAUAUAUAUAAGCCAUGGCCAGUUUUAUUUCUUGAAGAAUAGAAUAGAAUUUAUGUUUUGUUUUUUAUUUUUGUUGUUUUAUUAUUAUUGUAGUCAACCCAAACUGACAUGCUAGUAACAUGCAAAACAAGAGUAAAAUAUCAGAUUUUAUAUUUAAAUGAAGCCACUGGCGGGGUCUAGAUGGCGAAUGCUCGCUAACAAUUUGUUUUGUUUCAGUCUUUGGAAAAGUGCAUAUAAAAGAUCCCUUGCUGCUAAUGGAAAAUUGUAAAGGGUUUUCUUUGAACAAAACGGGAAUUACUAUUAUCCUGUUCAAUUAUUUAGACCCAAAGUUUUUUGCAAAUGUUACGUUUAUUUCCUAUUCGAUAUUUGUUUUCUUUGCAUUUACAUAAAAACAAACCCAAACCCCGACAGGUUUUA